Bactrocera latifrons is the source of this 1595-nucleotide messenger RNA. It is a transcript of the gene stas, whose product is annotated as transmembrane protein 41 homolog. Bases 478 to 1437 code for a protein of 319 amino acids. Lineage: Eukaryota; Metazoa; Arthropoda; Insecta; Diptera; Tephritidae. The record is from RefSeq and is a predicted model, not a curated record. The transcript has 5 exons. Gene Ontology annotation, cellular component: endoplasmic reticulum membrane.
UCUAUUUGUUUGGGUUGCGGUGUAAUUUUUGUGGCGCACACGCGUACAACAGUAACAUAAAUUGUGGUUGGAAUUAUACUUAGUGUUUUGAAUAAUGCAGAAUUAAAUUAUAUAAAAAUAGUGAUAAAAUUUUUAGGGUAAAUUGAAUUUAACAAAUUUACACAAUUGGAAUGUGUAUACAAAAAUUUUGAAACGAUGAAAUACAUGUGCCAUACAACCAAAUAUAUUUAUCUCGAACAUACUAACGUGUAAUAAUUAAAUAAAAUAAUAAUUCUCUAUGAGCUACAUAAUAUUAUCCUUUCAACUACAUUCAUUACAUUGAUAGCUACAGUAACGAUUUGCUAAAAGUGGUAAGCAUUAGUGUGUGUGCGCGAAAAAAGUCAAUCGUCACAUCCAGAGCGUGUUUUAAAAGGUAUUAGAAAUUAUUGAGCGAGUAGAACAGUGUUUAAUUGGAAACUGUAAUUAUUAAACAAAUUGAUGGAAUUUGAAAAUGCGCAAUUCAUUGAAGCUGCUGCUGCGGCGUCGGCAACAACAAGUAUUGCAAAAGAUAUACCUAUCGCUGAACAUAUACAAUCCGGUUCCGGCCGCUUAGCGUCCAAUGACAAUGACGCGACAACCACACAAUCGGCGUCCAACGUUACAUUGGAGAAUAAACAAAACCACCCAAAAAUGCAAAAACAGGCAAUGUCUGCUGAUGAGCGAAAUGCAACAAAACGAUCUCUAGUCAUAUUGGCAGCGAUCUUCAUAGCCAGCUUAUUCGCAAUGGCAUACGUGUACAUGAUAUUUCCCGAAUUGAAUGAAUCGGAGAAGCAGCACAUUAAGAUACCCCGUGACAUUCAAGACGCUAAAAUGUUAGCCAAGGUUUUGGAUCGUUACAAGGACAUGUACUACUUCGAAGUGAUGUUUGGCGUCGUUACGGCUUAUGUAUUCCUACAAACCUUUGCCAUUCCAGGAUCAUUAUUCCUAUCCAUACUGUUAGGAUUCCUCUACAAGUUUCCCAUCGCCCUCUUUCUCAUCUGCUUCUGUUCAUCGUUGGGCGCCACACUUUGCUACAGCCUCUCGAAUUUGGUUGGUCGUCGCUUGAUACGCCACUUCUGGCCGAAGAAGACAAACGAAUGGUCCAAACAUGUGGAGAAACAUCGCGAUAGCCUCUUCAACUAUAUGCUCUUCCUACGCAUGACACCUAUCUUGCCGAAUUGGUUCAUCAACCUGGCAUCGCCGGUAAUCGGUGUGCCUGUGUACACGUUCGCCUUGGGCACCUUCUUUGGCGUGGCACCGCCGUCUAUUGUCGCCAUACAAGCCGGCAAGACAUUACAAAAGAUGAGCAGCUCCAGCGACGCAUUCUCCUGGACAUCGAUGGGAUUGUUGUCGAUAUGCGCACUGAUCUCACUGCUGCCGGGAUUGCUAAAGAACAAGCUGAAAAAGAAGGUCGAAUAAAGUGGCGUCUGGACGCCAACUAUGGUAAACGGGGAUUGGUUUAGUAAACGGCGCGGUCAAUACGACUAACGGGAAUGGACAAUGCGUGAUUUUGUUUUAUUGGUUGUUUUGUCGAUUAGUUUAAGUGCGUGCGUUAAGCGUUAAAGAAAUGAUGUAAA